Hirsutella rhossiliensis is the source of this 1155-nucleotide messenger RNA. RefSeq lists its product as uncharacterized. The coding region runs from base 1 to 1155 and encodes 384 amino acids. The transcript has 3 exons. The record is from RefSeq and is a predicted model, not a curated record. Lineage: Eukaryota; Fungi; Ascomycota; Sordariomycetes; Hypocreales; Ophiocordycipitaceae.
AUGGCCUUUGUCCAGCCCGGCUGCCCGGCUAGGUUCGCCUACCAGAAUGAGCAUCGUGUCAAAGGGCUCAACGCAGAAACCCUAGCGAGGGUCUUCCUUCCCACGCCCUCAUGGCUGUCGGCUCCGGAGUAUGCAGCAAUCCGGUCAGAUACUGGCAAUCCAUCGACCUGCAUCUUCUUCAGCCUUAACAUUUCCAUAUACAACCAACAGAUAAUCUCCUCGGAAUGGACCGAGCAAUGGUUCUUCAUGGUCGGCCGUGUUCAUCCCUUUGCCCUGACGUGGGAAAUCGAGCGACGUGAUGGCUUGGAGUCGGACGAUGAUAACAUCACAGAAUACACCGUCCCCGCGCUUAUAGUACGCGAUCACAGCUACCAACCAAUUGUCACUCGCACCCUCAGCUCGGUGGAUACUUUCCCAACGAUACAACCCAUUGUCUCCUUCACGGGACCUGUCAUCGGCUCCGGCCGCGACCUCCUGCAUGGAAACUCGGCUGCGGCCCUUGACGACACCCAGCUGAGCUGCUGCGGCUUUAAGAUGACCGAGAGGCGCGACAGCCAGUUCCAGUCGAACGCUCUCUUCACCUGUACGGGCAAAAUCGCCGGCUUACUGGAUCACCAGAUCAUGAAACAUGCCCCGGCUUUCGACCAAGACUAUAUCUUCAUCGUCGUCCCCGACACGUGGACUUUCCACGACAAGGCCAUGUCCGACCAGGCUUCUGCAACACAACUACUGCCGACGACACCCAAGAGCGCGGUCGGCAAUCCCUCGGACUAUAGCGUUGCGUUGGCCAGGUUUACCUCUACGAAGAAACGCAAGGCCGCCCAAAGCCCCGCCUCCCCCACGCCGCAUGCUUCUGGCCCAGUCGAUCCCCUUAUGCUGGCAUCAAGUCGGUCAUUGCCCGAUCCCUACCAAACCCCAACCAAGAGACGGCGACUUUCUCCCGAAACUUCCACCAUAAUCACCGACUGUGACGGUCAAGACUCCCCCAAAUCCGAUACCUCCUCCUUUCUGUCCCCGGAAGACCCCGCAGAGUCAGAGACGGACACCGAACAGGUCAAUCACCAAGACACAUCCGUCUCUGGCUCUAUCAGACCUCCCGCGUCGAUAUCUUCCCGACCACUGCGCGCCCGACGUCCGCCCAAGAAUAUUCUCUAA